Messenger RNA from Alnus glutinosa, 918 nucleotides. RefSeq lists its product as uncharacterized. Gene Ontology annotation, molecular function: catalytic activity. The record is from RefSeq and is a predicted model, not a curated record. The transcript has a single exon. Bases 1 to 918 code for a protein of 305 amino acids. Lineage: Eukaryota; Viridiplantae; Streptophyta; Magnoliopsida; Fagales; Betulaceae.
AUGAGUCUCCUAAGCUGGAACUGCCGGGGACUUGGGCAACCCCGGAAAGUUCGAGACCUUCACCAUAUGGUGAAGGAAAGACGGCCCACUUUUGUGUUCUUGAUGGAAACUAUUAGCUCUAAACAGUAUAUGGAAGACAUUUGUAAGAAGAUUGGUUUUGAUAGAGUCUUUGUGGUCGACCCGAUAGGGAGAAGUGGGGGUUUGGCCUUUUUGUGGAAUUCGGAGUCUACGGUAGAAGUCUUUAACUAUUCUAGACGUCACAUAAACAUUGUGGUUAAGGAUGGAGAUAACAACCCUUGGUGGAAGCUCACUGGUUUUUACGGCAACUCGGUCUGCGCCAGGCGGGCCGACUCGUGGGAGCUGCUAAAAUUCCUGAGCACCUGCCAUCCGGUCCCUUGGCUGUGUGCAGGUGAUUUCAAUGAGGUGGUCACGCAGGAAGAAAAGGAAGGCUCAAACCUCAGGAAGGAGUCCCAAAUGACGGGCUUCAGGGAGGCUCUGGAGGCUUGCAGGUUAGGGGACCUGGGGUUUUCAGGCUCCCCUUUCACUUGGAGUAAUCGGAGGUCAGAUGGUACUUUCACAAAGGAGAGGCUCGAUCGGGCGGUGGCCAACCAGGAGUGGUGCUCCCUCUUUCCUUCUUCCACUGUUGACGUUUUAGCAGCAAGAACUUCUGACCAUAGCCCCGUUUUGGUUUCCUUCUCGGCCCACCCUAGAAGAAGCCAGAACCGUGGCCCAACGGGCAGUGGUUUCAAACUAGAAGCUAGUUGGUUAAACGAUACUGAGUCUGGAGAAAUUAUCCGUUCAGCUUGGCACAAUAGCCCGAGCUUAGACCCCCCGAGUGUGGGGAUCCAGCAGAGACUAGAAGCCUGCCGUAGGGCACUUCUGGACUGGGGGGGGCAUAAAUUUGGGAAGGAGGAAUAG